Molecule: messenger RNA, 1175 nt
Organism: Penaeus indicus
Lineage: Eukaryota; Metazoa; Arthropoda; Malacostraca; Decapoda; Penaeidae
Product: brachyurin-like
Exons: 7
Coding region: 99-1040 (313 amino acids)
Biological process (GO): proteolysis
Molecular function (GO): serine-type endopeptidase activity
Source: RefSeq, a predicted model, not a curated record
GAGAUCUUACCCCACCGAAGCGCCCAUGUACUUUGCAAGGUCAUGGCGCCUCGUUUAAAAGCAGAAACGCAUAUCGUGCCUCUUACAGUGUCGACAGAAUGGUCAUCAAGAUCGCUGCUUUCCUCUUCGUCUGCGCCGCCCUCGUUAGUGGCCUGCCCCAAGGGGGGAAACCGGGCCCCUUCAAGGCGCGGACCAGCUCCGUGCCCAACCGCGCCAACGCCUUCCAGCGGAUGGUGGUUCCCCAGCAGCCCAGGCGCAACGUGAGCGGCACGAAGAGGGUUGAGGGCUGUGGCGUCGCUCCCUUGGCGCCGAGCAAGGAAUCCAGACUAUACGGCGGCCGAGAUGCAGUCCCUCACGAAUACCCUUGGAAUGUGGUGGUGUGGAUGGACCAUUCCUGGUGGUGCGGCGGGGUCCUGAUCUCCGACGAGUGGGUUAUGACGAGCGGAGGCUGUGUGCAAGGGUCCGGCCUCCUCCAGGUACUGUUCGGGGCCCACAACCGCGACCAGUGGGAGGAGUCUCAGGUCACUUACGAGACUGACGAGUAUUACGUCCACGAGGACCUCGAUUUCCCCGAGGUUUUCGAUAACGAUAUUGCUGUCAUCAAACUCCGUCAGCCGAUCGGGUUCAAUGACUACAUCCAGCCUGUGUGUCUACCAAGCUACACGGAUGCCGCUGACGCUGCUAAUUUUGUUAAUAUGGAUGUGACCGCCACGGGAUGGGGAGCUGACACCCACGGUUACCAUCACGCGCUGCAGUACUUAAACCUGAAGACUAUUUCGACCCAGCAGUGCAUUGACGUCUAUGGAGAAGUUAUUACCGACCUUUAUCUCUGCACUUCGGGCGACAGGGGUAUUGGCGCAUGCAACGGUGACACAGGCAGUCCUCUGAACUACGUGAAGGACGGAAUCACGUACACCCGUGGCAUCGCUGUGUUCUGGUCCGGUGCCGGCUGUGGUGCUGGGGACCCGACCGGUUUCACUAGCAUCUCGAAGCACCUGGAUUGGAUCUCGGAGAAGACUGGCAUCGCUAUCGACCCUUGAGGCUAAACACGAAGGAACACGUGGGGAUCUAGGUGAUCUAGAAGAGGAAGGGAGGAUGGAAGGAAUAAAAGAAGUGAUAUGUUAAUGUAGUUGAUGUUUAUACUUGGAAGGUGAAUAAAGUCAUUUGAAAAUUCA